This is a messenger RNA of Saccostrea echinata, 2011 nucleotides long. RefSeq names its product adenosine receptor A2a-like. Bases 7 to 972 code for a protein of 321 amino acids. Gene Ontology annotation, molecular function: G protein-coupled receptor activity. The transcript has a single exon. The record is from RefSeq and is a predicted model, not a curated record. Lineage: Eukaryota; Metazoa; Mollusca; Bivalvia; Ostreida; Ostreidae. Gene Ontology annotation, cellular component: membrane. Gene Ontology annotation, biological process: G protein-coupled receptor signaling pathway.
GUUGUCAUGUCCUCUGCCAACACUUCUACAACCGAGCCACCAUUUACGUCCAAGCUGAUCGUCUUCAUAACGCUACAACAAGCCGUGUUUGUUCUGGCGUGUGUGGGCAAUAUUUUUGUGAUCAUCAUCUUUGUGAAGUUCUUAAAGUUGAAGACAGCCACUAACAAAUUUGUCGUAAAUAUGUCCAUCGCUGACCUAUUUACCGGUUUUACGUCGGGAAUUCAGGUCUUGUAUUUUCUGGUCGUCAGUCUAAACACUAACAUGGUCCUGUGUUUUUUGCGUUACCAGGUUUUAAGUCUUGUAACCAUUUCCUCCCAGUUAUUAGUAACGUUUACAACCUUCGAUCGUUUUGUUGCGAUAUGCCUGCCUCAUCACUACAAAAACUUAAUGACCAAAAGAGUAUCAAAUAUACUAGUCAUUGUGGCAUGGGUAUUUGGAGCUCUAUUGUUUCUUAUUCCUUUUGUGGGUGCUCAUAACUGGGACUCGGGUAUCUUGUGUUUGUAUCAUGUACUAUUUCACCGAUCCGUUUAUCUCAUCACGGGGUUUUCUAUGUUUAUUUUUAUGGCAAUUUCAGUUGUUUUGUAUUGUUUUAUCCUACAUAAGGCAUGGAAAUACCAAACUCGAAUAAGACCUGGAAAUUCUCUGAAUGUUGAAAGACAGAAAAAGAUUGAAAAAGACAUUCGUAGCGCUCGUAUAAUGGCAAUCGUUACAGUGGCAUUCAGCAUUUGCUGGGCACCAUAUACCGUCUUUCAAAUUCGAUAUGGUUUUGGAAUAGUCAAUAAUGAGCUUUAUAGUCUUUCAAAUUGGUUGGUUUUUCUUGGAAUUUCAAAUAGUAUUAUGAACCCUUUUAUCUAUGCAUGGCAACGGAAUGAUUUUAGACAAAAGUGGUUCAGACUUAUGCCUUGCUGUGGCAAGAACUGGGCUGGGAGGGAUACAUCCAUGACACAAAAUGUUUCCUCCAUCGCCAGUUAGGUUCUUUGUUAGAAAUUGGUGUAGGAGUUUUUUUUAUCGGGUUAACGUUGUUUGUAAGCUUGAGGGACCAGCUCGAUCAUUAUUUGUUUGAGUUGUUUGUUCUUUUCCGAAGAGAAAUCACGUUGACUUCAAUAGCUGGAUGCACUAGAUUUUCUCGAAUUCUGAAGAGCUUUUUUAAAGAUUUCUUGAAAUCUUGUCGAUGCCAGGUGAAAAUGAAUGGGUUCAUAAUGCUGUUUAACAUUCCUAAAAAUACUAACCAGUUCAUGGUUAACAAUUCUGGUAAAGAAUACACAACCCCAAGGCCGAUUCCAAGAGGAAACGUUGAGAAUGGAGCCCAACAAAUGGAGUUGAACAAGGUCACUAAGCCCCAGACUUUAGCGGACUUGACGUCAUUUCUUAGUUUCAUUCUUUUUUGGCGAGUUUGAGAAGUCUCGAACGUAGGUUGUCGUCUGUUUAAAAAUGACCAUGCUCUUUUCAGAAUCAGAAAAUUCAUGAAAAAAGAAGACAACAUGAAGGAGUAAAAAGAUAUUGAGUCAAUGAGAUAAAUAUACUUAUCGAAUACUAGAUGGUAGAAACAGAAUUGCAGAUUGUUCCAAUUAUCCUGGGUCAUAAAAGGCAAAAGACCGACAACAAGAGCAAAAGACCACGCUAAAAUAAUGAAAAAGAUCCCCAGUGAUUUCUUCAUAAUGUUGUUAUAUCUGUGUGGAAAAUAGACUGCUACAAGACGGUCGAGAGUGGAAAACAAUAACGAAGACUGUGAAGCAGUGGUCAUAAUUGAAAUAAUGCGGUACCGUAGAAAACAAGAUACUUUGUUUUGGUCUAUAUCAGGAAAAAGGAAGUAGAAAAGUUGACUUCCGCUCGCAAAACCUGUGCAUAAGUCUGUAACUGCUAAACUGACGACCAUUCUAUUGCUGAACGAGUUGAGUUUCAGGUACUUCAGAAUCACGACAAUGACAAUGAAAUUUCCGGUAAAAGACAAGAGAAACACGCAUUGCUGCAGAGUCAGGAACAGUAUUAACGAGGGAGACGGAGUGGUAGG